AUGGCGGCGGCGGGACGGGGUAGGAAGCGGGCCCCGCGGGCUCAGCUUGCUGCCCCGCCCCGCGAAGAUGAUGCUUUAGAUGAGGCCACAAGGAAAGACCUUUUCACUGACACUUUCUGUAAGCUUUGCGGAGCGGUGCUGCAGUCCGAGUCUCAAAGGACAUCACACUAUGAGGGCAAAAAGCAUGCUCAGAAACUUCGUGUUUACAUCCAAAUGCAUGGUAAGAAAGAUGAGAGGCAGAAGCACAGCAAACGGAAAAGAGAUUGUGUCUAUUUUCAGGUGGAUGAGAGUGGAGUACUGGACCAACAAAAUUACUGCAAUCUUUGCAACAUGAUUUUAACUUCGCCGGUUGUUGCUUUGUCUCACUACUUGGGGAAGAUCCACACUAAAAAGCUGAAGCAAUUAUCAAGAGGUCAAGCCCAUGUGCCAGCACAGAGCAUGCAGCCUGUUUCUGCUUUACAGAAGCCAUCGGCUGAGAUGUCCUUGCUGCCUUCAAAUGCUGAAGAGACUUCAUCCUCUAACAAAAGGUUGAAGUUAAAUGAUUCGGACAAGUACUGCAAGCUCUGCUGUGCUCCCUUCAAUAAUCCACUUGCAGCCCAGGAGCAUUAUACUGGGAAGAAGCACAGAAGAAAUGAAGCACGGAAAAAGAUCCUGGAGGAGCUAGGAGACACAGCUGUCCCUGUAGAGUUCCGCACAUGUGGUUUCUUCUUUUCAGCAGUUGGAGUUGGUUAUUACGUGUGCGGCGUAUGUAACAUUGCACUUACAUCUAUAGAAACGUACAAGUUCCAUGUGCAAGGAAAUAAGCACCGGAAUAAAGAAACAGCACUUAACAAGCUAACGAAGAAAUCAAAGAAAACACAUGUUUCCUUUCAAGGUGAAUUUAUGGAUUGCAUUCAAGUUCAGGAAGCUCGAAGUCUAGAGCAAAGAAGCUAUUUAAGAAAAGCGGAAGAGUUUCAAGAUAAAAACAUUGGAGGAGGCAGUGACCUCUGUGAAGUUAUAUCUUCAAAGUUUAAGUGUGAACAAGGCCAGCGUUCCAGCCUUUUCUCAAAAACCCAGUUACCUGCAAAUACUGGGGAAAACAGAUUGCCAGGCUGGCCAUCAGUUUCUGAGCAUGUGCUAGAAAAGAAACCCAGUUGUCACUAUAACAAGGUAUGCUGUAAAGAAGAGCAAGCAUCUGAAGUGUUCACCAUCAGAGAGAGCUUCAGCCUGUCGGUUGCAGAAUCUAAAAACCUCUACAAACCUAUGCUUGCUGAAACUUCUACCAGCUCCUACAGAGAACAGAAAUUUCAGGUAAAACAUUUUGAGGUGCAAAAAUACCUCUGUGAAGAGCUGAAGUAUGAGACAGAAGCCGCAAAGCAGAAAAGAAAGAAGAAAAAUAGUGAAGGUACAGAUUUUAGAAAAGAAAAUGAGAAGCAGAAGAGAAUUAAAUUAGAGACAGAUGUCAUAAAUGAGAAGAAGUCAGUGCCCUGUAAAGGCAAAAGACUUAAAGAAAACCCUGCUAAGAAAGAGAGAAAAAAGAACAACAAGGAUAAGAAGCCACAAACGGAUGGCAAAAUUGAAGAGGAGAUACUUUGGGAUGAAUCUAUCUUGAGAUAUUUCUAA
This is a messenger RNA of Mesitornis unicolor (brown roatelo), 1602 nucleotides long. RefSeq names its product zinc finger matrin-type protein 1-like. Gene Ontology annotation, molecular function: zinc ion binding; nucleic acid binding. Lineage: Eukaryota; Metazoa; Chordata; Aves; Mesitornithiformes; Mesitornithidae. Bases 1 to 1602 code for a protein of 533 amino acids. The record is from RefSeq and is a predicted model, not a curated record. The transcript has 7 exons.